AUCAAGGACUGAGCUUCGGGCACCAUGAACCCCACCAUCGGCUUCGCUCUUUUGUUGACAGGUACUGGUCAAGGGGCAGGGCUGGGAUUCCAAGCACCUUGGCUUCCUUCCCUUCAGAGAAGCUAGCUUCUACCUCCCAACCUCAGAAGGGGGAGGUGGUUGAGGGAGAGAGGGCUCUUUUUCAUCCCUAAAUCUGCUGAGUAACCUAGUUCAUCUUCCGGCUGCCUGAGGCGGUUUUUGGAAAAAACAGUCCACUGAGUCUGCCCCAUACUGAGCUGGAAUCUCCAAAUGGGAACCAGGAGACUACAUCAACUCCCCAAGAUCUCCUGCCCCCCCCCAGGAAUGCCCAAGACUAAAGAAGAUGAGGGAAGGAGGCUGGGUCUGCAGCACAAAAGUGGAAGUGGCCCCCAGGGACCUCUGGGGUGGGGAGAGGGGUCCAAAGAGCAGACCCUUGUGCCCUCCCUGGCCAGGCCAUUCUCUCCUAUUACUGUGGGUGGGAGGCCCCCUGCUCUGCAGGCUCCCCCCCCCAACUCGGGAGUGGGCACCACUGGUGCCAGUCUUGCAGGGAGCCCGUGGGCAGAAAGUGACCAGCCUGACAGCCUGCCUGGUGGAUCAGAGCCUUCGUCUGGACUGCCGCCACGAGAAUACUACUACCUCGCCCAUCCAGUAUGAGUUCAGCCUGACCCGGGAGAAAAAGAAGCACGUGCUCUAUGGCACUAUGGGGGUGCCUGAGCACUCAUACCGCUCCCGAACCAACUUCACCAGCAAGUACAACAUCAAGGUCCUCUACUUAUCCAGCUUCACCACGAAGGACGAGGGGACGUACACAUGUGAACUCCGGCUCUCUGGCCAGCCUCCCGUCACCUCCAGCGAGACUGUCUCUGUGCUCAGAGACAAACUGGUCAAGUGUGAGGGCAUAAGCCUGCUGGCCCAGAACACGUCGGGGCUGCUGAUGCUCCUGCUCUCCCUGCCUCUCCUGCAGGCCAUGGACUUCAUCUCCCUGUGAUUGCCCAGUCCAGAGACGAGUUGCUGAGGCCCUCCCCGCAUCCCUCACACAUCUCAAGGAGCAAUGGGGACCCCGCCCCUCAUAAGGAAUCCCACUGCCGCAUGCAUCACCUACCCA
Odobenus rosmarus divergens (Pacific walrus) is the source of this 1123-nucleotide messenger RNA. RefSeq names its product Thy-1 cell surface antigen (gene THY1). The record is from RefSeq and is a predicted model, not a curated record. The transcript is spliced from 2 exons. Bases 362 to 1006 code for a protein of 214 amino acids. NCBI's taxonomy places the organism in Eukaryota, Metazoa, Chordata, Mammalia, Carnivora, Odobenidae.